Pteronotus mesoamericanus is the source of this 5085-nucleotide messenger RNA. It is a transcript of the gene UVRAG, whose product is annotated as UV radiation resistance associated. Gene Ontology annotation, molecular function: SNARE binding. The transcript is spliced from 15 exons. NCBI's taxonomy places the organism in Eukaryota, Metazoa, Chordata, Mammalia, Chiroptera, Mormoopidae. Gene Ontology annotation, biological process: SNARE complex assembly. Gene Ontology annotation, cellular component: lytic vacuole; endosome. The record is from RefSeq and is a predicted model, not a curated record. Bases 184 to 2283 code for a protein of 699 amino acids.
CCUUAGCCCGCGGCGGCGGCGGCGGCGGCGGCGGCAGCGGCGGCGCCUGGAGGUGCGGUAGAGCAGUCCUGCCCCUUGGGUGGCGGGUGUUUGGGCUGCAGGGGAUCUGCGGGUCUUGGCUGAGCAGUAGUUGCGGAUGCCGGAGGAGCGUCGGUCCCGCCGCUUGGCGGCCCCUGGGUCAAGAUGAGCUCCUUGGUGCCGAUCGGGGGCCCGAUUCCCCCGCCGCCCCCAGGCCCGUCCGCCGCGCUGCCUCCUGGAUCUACAGCACGGGCCCUGCAUGUGGAGCUGCCGUCUCAGCAGCGCCGUCUCAGACAUCUUCGGAACAUUGCUGCCCGAAAUAUUGUUAAUAGAAAUGGCCAUCAACUCCUUGAUACCUACUUCACUCUCCACCUGUGUAAUACUGAAAAGAUACAUAAAGAAUUUUAUAGAAGUGAAGUGAUUAAGAAUUCCUUGAAUCCAACGUGGCGGAGUCUUGAUUUUGGAAUAAUGCCGGACCGUCUUGAUACAUCUGUGUCUUGUUUCGUGGUGAAGAUAUGGGGUGGAAAGGAGGACGUCUACCAGCUGUUGAUUGAAUGGAAAGUUUGCUUGGAUGGGCUGAAAUACUUGGGACAGCAGAUUCAUGCCCGCAACCAAAAUGAAAUAAUUUUUGGGCUGAAUGAUGGCUACUAUGGUGCUCCAUUGGAACAUAAGGGUUAUUCAAAUGCUCAGAAGAAUAUCCUUCUUCAGGUGGAUCAGAACUGUGUUCGCAAUUCUUAUGAUGUCUUCUCUUUGUUGCGGCUUCAUAGAGCCCAGUGUGCAAUUAAACAGACUCAGGUAACUGUUCAGAAAAUUGGAAAGGAAAUUGAAGAAAAACUAAGACUCACAUCUACAAGCAAUGAGCUGAAAAAAGAAAGUGAGUGCCUGCAAUUAAAAAUUUUGGUGCUUCGAAAUGAACUGGAAAGACAAAAGAAAGCUUUGGGCCGGGAGGUGGCAUUCCUGCAUAAGCAGCAAGUUGCACUACAGGACAAAGGAAGUACAUUUUCAGCUGAGCACCUUAAGCUUCAACUCCAAAAGGAAUCCUUAAAUGAGUUGAGGAAGGACUGUACCGCGAAAAGAGAACUCUUUCUGAAGACUAAUGCUCAGUUGACAAUUCGUUGCAGGCAGUUACUAUCUGAGCUUUCUUACAUUUACCCUAUUGAUUUGAAUGAACAUAAGGAUUACUUUGUAUGUGGGGUCAAGCUGCCCAAUUCUGAGGACUUCCAAGCAAAAGAUGAUGGAAGCAUUGCUGUUGCCCUUGGUUACACUGCACAUUUGGUUUCCAUGAUUUCCUUUUUCCUGCAAGUGCCCCUCAGAUACCCUAUAAUUCAUAAGGGAUCUAGAUCAACAAUCAAAGAUAAUAUCAAUGACAAGCUGACAGAAAAGGAGAGAGAGUUUCCUUUAUACCCAAAAGGAGGGGAGAAGUUGCAGUUUGAUUACGGUGUCUAUCUUCUGAACAAAAAUAUAGCACAGCUAAGAUACCAGCAUGGACUUGGGACUCCAGACUUGAGGCAAACCCUUCCUAACCUGAAAAACUUCAUGGAACAUGGACUACUGGUCAGAUGUGACAGGCAUCACACCUCCAGUGCAAUCCCUGUCCCAAAGAGACAAAGCUCCAUAUUUGGGGGUGCAGAUGCAGGCUUCUCUGGGGGCAUCCCUUCGCCAGACAAAGGACACCGAAAACGGGCCAGCUCAGAGAACGAGAGACUCCAGUACAAAACCCCUCCUCCCAGCUACAACUCAGCAUUAGCCCAGCCUGUGCCCACCAUCCCCUCCCUGGGAGAAUCUGAGAGAAAGACAACAUCCCUGUCCUCCUCCUUGGAUACCUCCUUGGACUUCUCCAAAGAAAACCAGAAAAAAGGAGUAGAUUUGGGUGACAGCUUAAAUGGAAGCCACGUGAGUGAAAACACUAGCCAAGAGCAAGGAGAAGCCCUCCCUGGGCACGCAGCCACAGUAAAUGGCUCUCUCCUGCCCGGUGAGCAGGCCGGCUCCGCCAGCAUCCAGCUUCCAGGCGAGUUCCCCCCAGUCUCCGAGGCCGAGCUCUGCUGUACCGUGGAGCAAGCAGAAGAGAUCAUUGGGAUGGAAGCCACGGGUUUCACCUCGAGCGAUCAGCUGGAAGCAUUUAACUGCAUCCCAGUGGACAGUGCUGUAGCAGUGGAGUGUGACGAACAAGUUCUGGGAGAAUUUGAAGAGUUCUCCCGAAGGAUCUAUGCACUGAAUGAAAACGUAUCCAGCUUCCGCCGGCCACGCAGGAGUUCUGAUAAGUGAAGCAAGCAGGCAGACCGUAGGAUCGGGACAGAGUUGCUGCCUAAAAUGAGGAUAAAGCUGCACUGGUUACCCUUUGUAAUAAUUAUGACUUAAAAUAAAUAUUAACGGAGGAUAUUCCUCAGAAAAACAGACUUUGAAUCAAGGAGGGACUCAGGAUCAUUGUGUAUCAGUGGGCCAGACAAAGUUAGAUUUUGCUUGCAAGAUGUGCUUUUCAGGCCUGACAACUGUUUUAAGGCAAAAGUCACUCUCGAGCUCGAGUCACGUUCGAGGUAUUUGUCUGCUCUUUUAUUUACACUUCUGUGUUAUCCUCAGAGGGAAGAUGAUAAUAUAUAAAUAAUAUAAUGAACUCAUCUUUAGUUUCUCAAGCAUUUGCCCUCACCGCAGUUUAUAAAACUUUGGGAAAAGUGAAUAUUUAGAAAAAGAUUUCUACCAUUUACUGAAGGAUCUUUGGCCAUCCAUUAGGCUGAUGAGUGAGAAGCACAAGAGUCCCCUUAGACCCAGGCCCACCUGCCCCUGCCCCCAUGCCCUGCAGGCAACCGCGGGCUCCUCUGUGUCCCCAUUCCACAAUGGGUGGGUCAUGCACCCUGAAAACUGAGGACAUCAGAUUCACUGGUCCUUUAAUGCAGUAGCUCUGACCUUGCACCUCUUCUAAUCAGCCAAACCUUGAUUAGCCCUCAAAUUAGAUGGAAAAACCUCACUUUUGGUGGAUCCCAGGGAACCCUCCAGGACCCCAAGGUUGCUGUAGUCAGGUGGCAUCCAGUGCCCUUUGAGGGCCAACUCUUUAUGUGGGCAGAUGCUGCAGUCAAAAACUAGGCAUGCUUUCUGGCAAUGCACUCAUCAGACAAAAACCCCUAUAUGUAAAUCCAUGUUAAUUUAUUAAACUUCGGUUGGAAAGGAAGACAUUGUAUGUGACGAAAUAUAUGUAGAGUCAGACUGUCUAGUGUGCAAACUGCAAGGCAGUGGAGGUAGUUGGACUAAGAGACUAGAUGAGGCAUAGAAUACUGUUGGUAUGUGUGCAGUUGCAUAAAUAUUAAUUAUGUUUUUGAAGUCCAAUAGUCAUUCCAGGAGCUCAAAUUUCAUUUGCUAUUGCUUUAUAUUUUAUAUACCCAAGGACAUCGCCUCAGGGUUGCAAGCUCUUUAAGGAAAAUUUAUCCAUAUAUCCAUGUAUUGUAUAGAAGAAUAAAAAUUGAGUGUACUUCACUUGACCUGAUUUUUUUUUUUCAGCUUCGAAUUCCUCUCGAAAUUACACCUCCAUGUGUUACAUCAUGACAGGACUACCCUGAACAAAAACCCAGGCAGUAUCUAAACUAAUGUUGCUGGCUUCAUUUGAAUUUACCUAUUGUUAUAGCAACACAAACACCUUCACAGGUGUACUGUCUAGUAGCUGUGCUUGUCCUGCGUUAACAUCUUAACUCGUAAGCCUCAUAAUUAUUUUCAUAUUUUGUCCAGGCACUCCUGGGCUCAAGUUUAAUUUAUAGCAACAUUGAAAUGGAGUAGUUCAUGUUAUUUUCCAUGUCAAAAGAACUCACAGAAUCAUUGCAUGAUGGACAGACCCAGCCUGUGAAUAGUUUAAAGCUUUAACUUGACCUGAUGAAAUCCAUAAAAAUUCCACAUAAAAAGGUGGGACUACUCCAAAGCCAGAGCAGAAGCCAUCUGUAGAGGCACAGCUUCUUUGCAAUGUACUGUCAUUCACUUUAGAAUCAAAGAGGGUGGGGACAGACACGGUCUAGGAUAUACAUCAAACUGAUCCGUGGGGGUCUUCCAAUGAAUUAGCAUCUACCUCCCCCCUAAAAAAAGGUGUUUGAAGGACUGUGUUAGUAUUAAACAAUGUGAAGUGAAUUGCAUGUGAUUGUGAAUUCCCAAGACAUGGGAGUUAAACUUUAUGCCAAACUCAAAGACAAGGUAUAUUCACCUGCAGGCCCUCCGGCCUGGCUCUGGGCAGCACCAAGCAGAGGGACCCAUGCAGAGCACUUGUGGUUACAGUGUUUAUCUCAGGUUCCACACCACCAGAUGGAACUCUGGAACUCUGGAGUUCCAUCUGUCGGUCUCUAAGUUGUGACUGCCUAAUUCUGGGGUUCACAGCUUUUUACUCCCCAACAUGGAGCCCUGCUAUGAAUGCAAUUAGAUUGCUCAGAAUUGAUCAGUAGUUACUGACACAUUUGCUUGAUCCGCAGUGUCCAAUGAUGUUAUGCCUCUAAACACCACUUAGGUUUGGGUUUGUUGAGUUUGGGUUUUAUGUUUUCAUUGAAUGUUUUUGAUGUCUGCAGUUUCUGCCAUGACCUGGGUAGAACCUACGGUAUUACGUGUCUCCAGAAAUGAACUGUUCAACAUUUUCCAAUGCUGCAGAAUUAAUUUUGCCUCUGUUAAAAGUGGCCAUGGCCAAAAUAUGGGAUGAGUUGUUAUCUCCUACUAAUCUUUUAAUUAGUCUUGUAAAUCACUAAAAAUUUCAAGUUUGCUUUGAGGAUAUAAAAUGAAAUGAAAGCUCACUACUAUUCUUUCUGAACUACUAAGAGCCCUGACAGCUUUCAUGUAGCUAAGACACUUUAACAGCCAGCAAAUGUUAUCAAAUGAAUAUUUGAUUGUGUUUUUCUCUCUCCACUUCCUCUUACCCACUUUAGAAAUUCCAGAGAUUAUUUUCCCCCCUCAGAAUAUUAGUUUUGGAAGAUUGUAUCCAGCUAUAUUUUUUUAGCAGUUCUAAUGGUGCCCGUUUAUCCUGACCUAACCGGUUAUUUAAAUAAUUUUUUAAACCACCACCAAUAAUAAAUGGCAUGUGAAACUGAUCUGUUGGUAAUUGGAGGAAAA